AUGUUUUAUUUCCACUGUCCGCCACAGCUAGAGGGCACUGCACCCUUUGGCAACCAUUCUACAGGAGAUUUCGACGAUGGGUUUCUGCGCAGAAAACAGCGCCGGAACCGGACGACGUUCACUCUUCAGCAGCUGGAAGCUCUGGAGGCAGUUUUUGCCCAAACGCACUAUCCUGAUGUCUUCACCAGAGAAGAGCUUGCCAUGAAAAUAAACCUCACAGAAGCCAGAGUGCAGGUUUGGUUCCAGAACAGAAGGGCCAAGUGGAGGAAAACAGAGAGAGGGGCCUCUGACCAGGAGCCAGGAGCCAAGGAGCCCAUGGCAGAGGUGACUCCACCACCUGUGAGAAACAUCAACUCCCCACCCCCUGGGGACCAGACACGAAGCAAGAAGGAGGCCCUGGAGACCCAGCAGAGCCUGGGGCGACCUGUGGGUCCCACAGCACCUUUCUUCCCAUCCUGCUUGCCGGGGACCCUUCUGAAUACGGCCACAUAUGCCCAGGCCCUGUCACACGUUGCCUCCCUGAAAGGGGGCCCGCUGUGCUCUUGCUGUGUCCCAGACCCUAUGGGGCUGUCCUUUCUCCCCACCUACGGCUGUCAGAGUAAUCGCACGGCCAGUGUGGCCGCCCUGCGCAUGAAGGCUCGUGAGCACUCGGAGGCCGUCCUGCAGUCGGCCAACCUCCUGCCCAGCAGCAGCAGCCCCAGCCCUGUGGCCAAGCCUGCACCUCCUGAUGGCAGCCAUGGCAAGACCUCCCCAACCAAGGAACAGAGCGACGGGGAGAAGAGUGUAUGAGGGUCCAGCGUGCGCAAGCCCGGUGUGCCCUCCCCACCCCUGCUUCUCCCAGCCUCAGCCCCUGUGGAAAACUCUCCAAAGAGCAAGGAGAGCCUGCUGCCCCAGGGCCUCAUCGCAGACUCUGGAGGGGAAGUGAGACACACAGCUCCCUGGCGUCGGCGGAGGGCCUCUGGAGUCCCGCCAGCAGGGCUGUGCUGUCUAGGCUUCUUCGGCGACAGGCACUCAUCGGCACCAGAGCCCACCCUGUGGGGAGGCCCUGGAGUUUUCAUCUCGGCCCAGAGUCUUGGAGGGAAGUGGAGUUGCUGACCCCAUCAUCUUCCUGCCCUAUCCUGGACUGCCCUCGAACGUCUUGUCAACCCAAAGAACUAUGGCAUGGUCAUGCUUGAGAGUCAGCUGGGGCUGAGUCUCAUGCUAGGAAAUGGGACUGUCCCAGCUACAUUAAGAAUCAGGAGACUGGUGCAACCCAGAGCAGCUCUUGUUCCCUCCACCAGGACUGGCGGUGACACCCCCGCUGCUCUCCUGUUGGAGGACCUUGGUUGCAGGCUGGUUAGGUCAGAAGGUGAGAAGACAUAGGGUGGGGAGGAGCUGCCAGGACACAGCCUGACAUGGGGCACAUGGUGGCAUUUCUGGCCAGGGAGGCAUGCCAA
Manis pentadactyla (Chinese pangolin) is the source of this 1436-nucleotide messenger RNA. RefSeq names its product dorsal root ganglia homeobox (gene DRGX). Gene Ontology annotation, molecular function: DNA-binding transcription factor activity, RNA polymerase II-specific; RNA polymerase II transcription regulatory region sequence-specific DNA binding. The record is from RefSeq and is a predicted model, not a curated record. The transcript is spliced from 6 exons. NCBI's taxonomy places the organism in Eukaryota, Metazoa, Chordata, Mammalia, Pholidota, Manidae. Bases 1 to 789 code for a protein of 262 amino acids. Gene Ontology annotation, biological process: regulation of transcription by RNA polymerase II.